Messenger RNA from Quercus lobata, 1002 nucleotides. RefSeq lists its product as uncharacterized. The record is from RefSeq and is a predicted model, not a curated record. NCBI's taxonomy places the organism in Eukaryota, Viridiplantae, Streptophyta, Magnoliopsida, Fagales, Fagaceae. Bases 70 to 693 code for a protein of 207 amino acids. The transcript is spliced from 9 exons.
UUUCCACCUCCAAAACUGUUCUUCGAAAAACACAGAAAUCAGUUUCGUUAAAACAAAGAAACUGAGAAAAUGGCAAGCGCUCUCUUAUCCACAUCUCGCUUUCACCCUUUGCAAAACAGAGAAGUGGGUGGACUUGUGAGCAAUUUGAGGAGCUCAUUUUAUGGCAAAGUGAUUUACAAUCAAAAUUUUGUGACAAUGAAAACUAAUAGCAGCCAUGGAGGCCGUGCCGUGGUUGCCUCAGUGCUUGGAAGGAGGGUCCAGAAGAAAGAGACUGUGAUUCCUGAGCCAGAUUAUCGCAUACCUGUUGUUUUACUUGGUCUAUCUGGUGGGUUAGCCUAUACAAAUAAUCUGUUACCAGCUGCGCCUAUCGGUCUCCUUGGAUUACUCCUUUUGUUCCAGACAACAAGAGUGAGGUUUGUCUUUGAUGCAGAGGCUCUGGAGGUAAAAGUAGGAGAGCAGCUUCAGGAUUCAGGUGAAAAUGUCUUCGUGGGUGGGGAAAAUCGAUGGAAAUAUUCGACAUUUGUGAAUUGGGAGCUCUGGUGGCCAAAUUUCCCUAUUCUGGUGUAUUUUAAAGAGACUCAAACAAAACCUGAAGGACAAGUACACUUCUUCCCAGUGAUUUUUAAUGGGAAGCAACUUUAUGAUGUUAUGGUGGAGAGAGCUGGCCCUUCAAAAAAUAGUGGGCCUAAAUAAUACUAAAGGCAUGAGAUUUAUGCUGACAACUAUCCUGCUUUGCCGACUGCCCCAAACAUUUUAGUUCAGUGAGGUUACACGUUGUGCCUGAUUGUGGAAGCUACUUUAGCACAUAUAUUCACUGUGGACUAUGUUUCAUCAGAUAUAUAAUUAGUUUAUUUUAUUUACACUAUCACAUUCUGGCACAGUUGCAGCCAUCUAUGGAGACUGUUAAUACAAUGUACAUAAUUAGUAUAUAAAUAGAAAAGAGACAUAUUUUACUUGUCCUACAAACAGGCUUUAAAUGAUUAAUUCAUUUUGAGAAGUUUU